AUGGCACGAGAAGCUGAUGCACGAUUAUUUUUUCCCAACUGUGUGUUCUCUGAUGAAAAUUUCCAAGGUCGAUUCUGCAUGCCCCUACAUGUGGUGCUAAAGAUUAUUGGUGAGCUUUGUCAGGUAGUACCUCAAUUUAAUUAUCAGUAUGAUGCACUGAAUAUUAUGGGUCAUAGCCCUGAACAAAAGGUUACUUCGGCCUUAAGGAUUCUAGGAUAUGGCAGACCUCCAGAUUCUAAUGAUGAGACUUCGCAUUGGAAAAACAACCGCAUACAAUAUAAGGGUCAUUACGCAAAACCAAUGGUUAUCCUUGAGGCUGCUUCUUAUGAUUGUUGGAUAUGGCACGCUUUUUUUGGUCUCCCGGAAUCUCAAAACGAUAUAAAUGUAUUACAUAAAUCGCUUUUGUUUGAAGAUUUAAAGUAUGGAAUUUCUCCUCGGGUAAAUUUCAGUAUCAACGGGAAUCAGUACACUCGUGGUUAUUAUCUUGUAGAUGGAAUUUAUCCAAAAUGGUCAACUUUAGUUCAGUGUUACCGCCAGCCACCUGUCGGUGAAAUGGGUCGUAGAUACUCAUAUUUCAAUAGUAGACAAAUGAAUAUGAGAAAGGAUGUGGAACGGGCUUUUGGAAUUCUAAAGCGAAAGUUCGAAAUAAUUUGUGGGCCUUAUCGUGGUCUAAGUGCUCGUGAAAUGCAUAAGACUAUGCUGACUUGCAUCAUUAUGCAUAACAUGGUAAUCCAGGAAACUCGUCGUAAUAAGAAAUGGACUAACCAUCAAGACGAAUACUUAAGGCCUGAGAUUAUACCAGCAAGAGGAUUACCUGCAAGGAAUUAUGCACAAAUGACCAGUCAUAUUGAGAACAAAACUCUGUAUAACAUGUUAAGGGAAGAUCUCAAAGCGAAUAUGUGGGCUGAGUUUGGAAGAGAUGGGGGACGAAUUGAGUAG
Papaver somniferum (opium poppy) is the source of this 939-nucleotide messenger RNA. RefSeq lists its product as uncharacterized. The transcript has 2 exons. Lineage: Eukaryota; Viridiplantae; Streptophyta; Magnoliopsida; Ranunculales; Papaveraceae. The coding region runs from base 1 to 939 and encodes 312 amino acids. The record is from RefSeq and is a predicted model, not a curated record.